AUGUGUGCUCACACACCCGAGUGCGAUGGAACACGGCGAUUCGAGAUUAAAUCCGAGCUGGAAAAGCGACUGUCUCGGCUAAACCUCGAGGUCCUCGACGCCAACUACAGACGUCUGAGUUUGCACACAAGGGCACGUGAGCACAGGCCGGUUACAGGCACGGAGUGUCGAACUGAAACAGCGGAGGCACCCUCAAGUAAACACGCCCCUCCUUCGCCAGCACCCUGUAGACCAGCGAAGACGUGCGGUGGAAAUGACAGAGAAUUGUACAAGAGCAAUGUUAUGCUGAUCAUAGGCGCUGCGACGAGGUAUCGAAUCGCAUGCAAAGCGGAUGAAAAUCACUUGAUACAGGCCGCUGCGAAUAUUAUCACCAACACGGCCAUGCGUAGUCAAAAGGAGUCUCGGGAUGCUGCAAAGGUGGUGCCAGGUCCUUCGCUACAGUAG
This is a messenger RNA of Echinococcus granulosus, 444 nucleotides long. RefSeq lists its product as hypothetical. The transcript is spliced from 2 exons. NCBI's taxonomy places the organism in Eukaryota, Metazoa, Platyhelminthes, Cestoda, Cyclophyllidea, Taeniidae. Bases 1 to 444 code for a protein of 147 amino acids. The record is from RefSeq and is a predicted model, not a curated record.